Oncorhynchus gorbuscha (pink salmon) is the source of this 1793-nucleotide messenger RNA. Its product is annotated as probable E3 ubiquitin-protein ligase makorin-1. Lineage: Eukaryota; Metazoa; Chordata; Actinopteri; Salmoniformes; Salmonidae. Gene Ontology annotation, molecular function: metal ion binding; ubiquitin protein ligase activity. The record is from RefSeq and is a predicted model, not a curated record. Gene Ontology annotation, biological process: protein polyubiquitination.
GUCGAUUUUCCGAAGAUUCCCGAAUCGGAGCUCGACUUUCCGGGAAGAUCCGGGUACUGGGCUUCAACCUCAACAUAACAGCAAUGGCGGAGGCAGCAGCAACAGCGGCUCCAGCAAUACCAGGAGCCUGGACCAAACACGUCACCUGCAGGUAUUUCAUGCAUGGGCUUUGCAAAGAAGGCAUCAACUGUCGAUAUUCCCAUGAUCUCAACACCAGUCAACCAGCUGCAGCUAUGAUUUGCAAGUUCUUUCAGAAAGGAAACUGUGUGUUCGGCGACCGGUGCAGGUUUGAACACUCUAAAGAAGACGUGCCUGGGCCCAAGCCGUCGCUGCCACCUCCUGCCUGCGCCCUUCUCACUCCUACGUCCCUUGCCGCCAGCGCUCCAGCCGCCGUUCCUAGUGGAUCGGCGGGUGGUGAGUCGGCAGACGGCCCAGAGAACCCUCAUGGAUCAGGCGCAGGGGACUGGGUUAUGGCGGCAGAGUUUGUACCAGGCCAGCCUUACUAUUGUGGAAGGGACCCGGUGAAGUCUAAAGGGUCGGGGAUGAGUCCUCUGAUGGAGCGAGAGAAAGACCCGGCGGGAGACGAUAAGGAGCUGAGGAAGACUCUGUGUCCCUACGCCGCCAUGGGGGAGUGUCGCUACGGACUUAACUGUUCCUAUCUCCACGGCGACGUGUGUGACAUGUGCGGUCUGCAGGUGCUCCACCCCUCCAACGACGCACAGCGAUCAGAACACACCAAGGCUUGCAUCGAGGCCCAUGAGAAGGACAUGGAGCUGUCGUUUGCCAUCCAGCGCAGUAAGGACAUGCAGUGUGGCGUGUGUAUGGAGGUGGUGUUUGACAAGGCCAACCCCAGUGAGAGACGCUUCGGCAUCUUGUCCAACUGCUGCCACUGCUACUGCCUCAAGUGCAUCCGCAAGUGGAGGAGCGCCAAGACGUUCGAGAGCAAGAUCAUCAAGUCCUGUCCAGAGUGUCGGAUAACGUCCAACUUCGUCAUCCCCAGUGAGUACUGGGUGGAGGACAAGGAAGACAAGCAGAAACUGAUACAGAAAUACAAGGAUGGCAUGGGGACUAAAGCCUGUCGUUACUUCGACCAGGGUCGGGGCACCUGCCCGUUUGGCGCCAACUGCUUCUACAAACACGCCUUCCCUGACGGGCGUCUGGAGGAGCCCCAGAGGAGACCAACAGGGUGCAACGGCAGGAACAGGGAGGACAUAUGUACACCCCUGUGGGACCUGUUUGAAGAGCGGGAGAACAGCAGUUCUUUGGACAACGAGGACGAGGAGAUGGUGACCUUUGAACUGAGCGAGAUGCUCCUCAUGCUCCUCGCCGCGGGAACCGAUGUACUGACGAUCACGGACUCGGAGGACGAAUGGGACUUGUUUCACGAAGAGCUGGACGAUAUCUACGAGAUUUACCUAUAGCACCACUCCCUAAAGUUAACGUUUAAAACCCCUUUAUCGUUUUUGACUACCCCUCUUCACCUUUACCGCGCUGUAGAAUGGACUGUCUUGUGUGUUUGGACAGUAGCUUCUCUCGUCUGUGUUGUGGCAGUGCCUUUGGGGCAGGCCUUUCAUUCAGAAAUCAACUACAUGAAGAAGAAUUAACAGAUGAAAAUACUAAUGUAAAUGAGAAACGGGUGGGUGUAAAACCAUUUUUCUAGAAACAUCCUGUCCUUGUGAAUUUAUCUAUCCGUGUCAGGUUCAUGUAAAAAACAAAUAACAACAACUUAAAAACAAGGAAAAAAAAUUACAAACAUUUUUGAAAAUAUCACUAAUAAAUAGUGUUUAUUUGUG